AUGCCAAGCAUGGAUGAACCCCUUCUUGGCAUUGGUGUUCUUAAGACCAGCGGGGUGAGAGAGAGCCUGGUAGUGCCCGAGGUCAGAAAACAGCUGUACCUUGCUGGGCCACUCAUCGCCGCAUGGAUCCUACAGAACAUUGUCCAGAUGAUAUCUGUCAUGUUUGUCGGUCACCUUGGUGAGCUUGCCCUCUCCAGUGCCUCCAUCGCCACCUCCUUUGCAGGCGUUACUGGCUUCAGCUUAUUGUCUGGCAUGGCGAGCAGCUUGGACACACUGUGUGGGCAAUCGUUUGGGGCAAAGCAGUACUAUCUUCUUGGCAUCCACAAGCAGAGGGCCAUCCUUGUGCUCACUCUAUGCCAUGUCCGGUUCCUGCAAACGCAGAACAUCGUCCUCCCGGUGAUGCUGAGCUCAGGUGCCACAGCACUGAACCAUCUGCUGGUGUGCUGGCUGCUGGUGUACAAGAUUGGUAUGGGCAACAAGGGUGCUGCCUUGGCCAAUGCUAUCUCAUACUUAACCAAUGUCUCAAUCCUGGCAAUUUACGUCAGGCUUGCACCAGCCUGUAGAAACACCUGGAGAGGGUUCUCAAAGGAGGCUUUUCAUGACAUACCCAGCUUCUUGAGGCUUGGUGUUCCAUCUGCGCUGAUGGUUUGCUUGGAGUGGUGGUCAUUUGAGCUCCUGGUACUUCUUUCUGGACUUCUCCCAAAUCCAAAGCUUGAGACAUCAGUUUUGUCCAUUUCCUUAAACACAGGCUCUUUAGCGUUUAUGAUCCCUUUUGGGCUUAGCGCAGCCAUAAGCACCCGUGUUUCAAAUGAACUUGGUGCUGGACGACCCCAUGCUGCCCAUCUGGCUACCCGUGUGGUCAUGGUGCUGGCUAUCGUGGUUGGCAUAUUAAUCGGACUAGCUAUGAUUUUGGUGCGCAAUUUAUGGGGAUAUGCAUACAGUAAUGAGGAGGAGGUGGUGAAAUACAUCUCCAAAAUGAUGCCAAUCCUAGCUGUGUCAUUCUUGUUUGAUUGUGUGCAGUGUGUUCUUUCAGGUGUUGCUAGGGGCUGUGGGUGGCAAAAGAUUGGUGCUUGUGUUAAUCUUGGUGCAUACUACCUUAUAGGAAUUCCAGCUGCCAUCUGUUUCGCCUUUCUGUACCAUCUAGGCGGAAUGGGACUUUGGCUGGGAAUAAUCUGCGCACUCGUCAUACAGAUGUUAUUUCUCCUCACAAUUACUUUGUGCAGCAACUGGGAGAAAGAAGCUUUGAAGGCAAAGGACAGAGUAUUUAGUACAUCCCUACCAGCUGACAUGAUGACAUGA
Miscanthus lutarioriparius is the source of this 1299-nucleotide messenger RNA. NCBI's taxonomy places the organism in Eukaryota, Viridiplantae, Streptophyta, Magnoliopsida, Poales, Poaceae. The record is from the annotation of a GenBank genome assembly.